Monopterus albus (swamp eel) is the source of this 1778-nucleotide messenger RNA. It is a transcript of the gene lctla, whose product is annotated as lactase-like a. The record is from RefSeq and is a predicted model, not a curated record. The coding region runs from base 1 to 1710 and encodes 569 amino acids. The transcript is spliced from 13 exons. Lineage: Eukaryota; Metazoa; Chordata; Actinopteri; Synbranchiformes; Synbranchidae. Gene Ontology annotation, biological process: carbohydrate metabolic process. Gene Ontology annotation, molecular function: hydrolase activity, hydrolyzing O-glycosyl compounds.
AUGUUGCAGCAGUGCAUCCUGACAACGUACCAUGUCCUUGCACUGGUGCUAUGGGUUUUAGCCAGUGAAGACUUUGACUGGAUGAAGAAUGAGAGAACUACUUUCUAUUACGGCACGUUCCCAACUGGUUUCUCCUGGGGAGCUGGCACUUCUGCCUACCAGACCGAAGGCGCUUGGAAUGUAGAUGGCAAAGGAAUGAGCAUUUGGGAUAUAUUUUCCCACAAAAAGGGGAAAAUAUCUUCAAAUGACACAGGAGACUCCUCUUGUGAAGGCUACUACAAGUUCAAGGAUGACAUUGGCUUGAUGAAGGACAUGAAGUUGAAUCAUUAUCGUUUCUCCAUUUCCUGGCCCAGAAUUUUACCAAGUGGACUGAAAAGUGAACACAUCAAUGAGAAAGGAAUCAAAUAUUAUGAUGACUUGAUUAGCAAGCUGCUGGACAAUAAGAUUACACCAAUUGUUACUCUGUACCACUGGGAUUUACCUCAGGUCUUACAGGAAAAAUACGGUGGCUGGCAGAACGUAACCAUGGUGAACUACUUCAACGACUUUGCCAGUUUAUGCUUUGAAAGAUUUGGAAACAGAGUGAAGCACUGGGUCACUUUCAACAAUCCAUGGUCAAUUGCUGUGGAGGGAUAUGAAACUGGGGAACAUGCCCCAGGACUGAUGCUGAAGGGAACAGGAGCUUACAAAGCUGCACAUCACAUCAUCAAGGCACAUGCUAAAGUUUGGCACACAUAUGACACACAGUGGCGAAGAAAACAAAAAGGCCUGGUUGGGAUCUCACUAACAGCUGACUGGGGUGAACCAGUGGACAUCACCAACCAGAGGGAUAUUGAAGCAGCUGAGAGACACAUCCAGUUCCAUUUAGGCUGGUUUGCUACUCCCAUCUUCAGUGGAGACUACCCCCAGGUUAUGAAGGACUACAUUGGCAGGAAGAGUGGCCAGCAGGGAGUGGGAGCUUCGCGGCUGCCCGUCUUCUCACCUCAGGAGAAGAGUUACAUUAAGGGAACCUGUGACUUCCUGGGAAUUGGCCAUUUUACAACCCGCUACAUCACCCAGAAGAACUACCCAUCAGGCCUUGAAGACAGCUACUUCACAGAUCGUGACCUUGCUGAGCUGGUUGACCCACAGUGGCCUGAUCCUGGCUCUGAAUGGCUCUAUUCAGUUCCCUGGGGCUUCCGACGCUUGUUGAACUUUGUCAAGACUCAGUACGGCAACCCCAUGAUCUAUGUGACAGAGAACGGUGUGUCAGAGAAAGCUCUCUGCACCGACCUCUGUGACGACUGGAGAAUGCAAUACUUCAAAGACUACAUCAAUGAAAUGCUCAAAGCAAUCAAAGAUGGGGUAAAUGUGAAGGGUUACACCGCCUGGUCUCUCCUUGACAAUUUUGAGUGGGAUGAGGGAUACUCUGAGAGGUUUGGGCUCUACUAUGUGGACUUCAGGAGCAAGAACAAACCGCGCUAUCCAAAGGCCUCUGUCCAGUACUAUAAACACAUCAUCAGCAUUAAUGGCUUUCCCAGUCAGAGAGAGAUGGAGAGUUGGAAGAGAAAAGCCAUAGAGACUUGUUCUUCCAGUAACCAGCUCCUGAUGGCAGAUUCAUUGAUAGGCCACAUGGAGACGGUAACAGAGAUUGUGGUUCCCACUGUGUGCAUACUCUGCAUCCUCCUCAGCGCAGUCUUCCUCAUGUUCUUGCUGCAUAGACGCAUCUGAGAAACACACAUGGACACAAAUAGUCACAUCCUCUGUUUUUGUAAGACAUCAGUGACCUUGACUCUUAA